Molecule: messenger RNA, 1038 nt
Organism: Pseudoliparis swirei
Lineage: Eukaryota; Metazoa; Chordata; Actinopteri; Perciformes; Liparidae
Gene: sstr5
Product: somatostatin-like receptor F_48D10.1
Exons: 5
Coding region: 1-1038 (345 amino acids)
Biological process (GO): neuropeptide signaling pathway; regulation of insulin secretion; cellular response to glucocorticoid stimulus
Cellular component (GO): neuron projection; membrane
Molecular function (GO): somatostatin receptor activity; neuropeptide binding
Source: RefSeq, a predicted model, not a curated record
AUGGAGCCCCUAGACCAGAUCUACGGGUUCCCCCUCACAUCGGACCUCAACUCCUCCUCGCCCUUCCUCUCAUACCUGCGCCUCUUCAACGUCUCCUCCAACCUGUCCACCCAGAGCGUCCCCUUCCAGGGCAGCAGCACUGUGAUGACCGCACUCAUCUCCCUCACAGUCUUCCUGGUGGGUCUGACGGGCAACACCCUGGCCAUCUACGUGGUGCUGCGCUACGCCAAAAUGAAGACGGUCACCAACAGCUACAUCCUGAACCUGGCGGUGGCGGAUGAGCUCUACAUUAUCGGGCUCCCCUUGAUCACCACCCAGAACGUGCUCUCCUAUUGGCCGUUUGGCUCCUUCCUUUGCCGCGUGGUGAUGACCGCGGACUCCAUGAACCAGUUCACCUCCAUCUUCUGCCUGACGGUCAUGUCCAUCGAUCGGUACCUGGCUGUGGUUCAUCCGAUCCGCAGCACCAAGUGGAGACACCCCCGCGUGGCCAAGGUGGUGAGCGCAGCCGUAUGGGCCCUGUCCUUCGUGGUGGUUCUGCCCGUGGUCAUCUUUUCGGAUGUUCAGGAGACCAAAAACAGAGCUAAAAGGAGAGUAAAUCCAAUAUUAUUAUUCUAUAUUAUUGUUAUUAUAUUUGCUAGCAGGUGGCCAGAAACACAAUUUAGCUCGCUCAACAUGGUCAACCUGGUGGUCAUCAUCCCCGAGUCCAGCGCCACCGCCGGCGUGUACUUCUUCGCCGUCAUUCUGUCGUACGCCAACUCCUGCGCCAACCCGGUGCUCUACGGCUUCCUCUCGGACAACUUCAGGCAGAGCUUCAGAAAAGUGCUGUGUGUGAGGAGUGUGAGGUGCAAGGCCAACGGCGUGGAUGACGGCGAUCCGAGCGCUCCGCGCACCGAGAAAACCACACGCCCACCACAAUCUCUCCUCAUCCUCCGGACUUGCCUAUCUCCCACACAGCAGCAGACCUGCACCGCUCCACCCCUCCACGCCAACCUCCCGCCCAUCCUCCGGUGGCCUCCGCAGCAGCCACCACUAUGUUGA